AUGGAACGUUCUCGUAAGCAAGUCCAUAUCCAUCAACCAAUCGUUACAGAGAAUUUAACCGGAACUAUUGCUACUGGAACUGUCAAUGGCGGUAUCGUAAAUGGACUGCCCAUGUCAACGUAUGAAAUAGCAGACAGGAAGAAUUCCAAGAGAAAAGUUACCAAUGAUGAUACAGACAAGGACGAUACAGAUGCAUCAACAUCACCCACAAAAAAGGAUCAGAUCGAUAGUUUUUUUCAAAGCUCCACUGAACAAAAUCAAACCAAUGCGACUAUAAAACGGCGGAAAUCGGAUGAAGAAGACAUUCCCAACGAGGAGGACGAGCUUACUAGUUAUUUAUACUCACAAGAAGUAUUAAAUGAAGGAGUCGAAUUAUCAACUUGUAAAAAGGCGAAAAAAGCUACAAGAGUUGCUUCAAAAACAAAUACUCGGAAAUCAAAAAAAAAUGCUUCAGAGACAAGUACUCGGAAUAAUAAUGAAAAGUCUUCUUCUGAGCAGUCUUCCUCUUCUGAUUUAGUGCCCGAGGAUGACGAAGAAAUAAAGCUUGAUUUUACAAGCAUUGAAAAAGAAUUGUUACGGGAACAAUCAAAUGAGUGGGAAGUCGGUACCAUAAAUGUAUCGCAAAGAUUUAGAAAAUAUCAAAUAGAAGUACUUGAGAAAGCGAAGACUGAUGGACUAAAAUGGGGUGAUUUUCAUGAAGUGUUGGCAUUGUCUUCCGUAAUUGUCUUAAAUUCGCCUUGCCCCUAUCCUGAUCAUAUUUUCACCACUCGGGAAUGGCGGACGAUUACACGUGAGAAUCGCUAUGUUAUAACUGAACCGGUACUGCCAUCGGAUGUGUGUUUCUCCUUACGGAAUUCUUUGGCCGAAUUCAUGGAAGGCAAGGCCCCUUUUUUAUCCUUGGGAGAUUCCGAAAUCGGGCGGGUGGUCUCACGAAUAUUUAAUGACAUGUGUAGCAGUGUUCCUAAAGUUGCUCCAACAAAAACUUCAGAGGAUGAGCACUGCUUCAAGUUGCUACAUCCAAUCAUCCGUCCAUUUUUUUUCACUGAUUCACGCGAAGAAUAUGUUAUUCGACUGAAUCGUACUACUAGCGGUACGGCGACAAGGCCUGAUUUUUCGUGCCUGGUUAACGAUAUUCCUAUCUUGAAUUCGGAGAUAAAGCCACCCGGAUUCACACCUCUCCAAGGACAAAAGGACAAGUUGAAGGUACAGUUGAGAGCGCGAAAGUCAAUCAAUCAAUUAUUAAGAACGAAAGGUGGACCAGACGAAACGGUUUUGCUAACAAAUCAAGGAGAUUUGGUAGAAUCACACAUAAUGGAUCUGAGAUACGAUGGACUUUAUCGUUCAUGGCCGUUUUUAACUACACGAUUAAUCAAGGAUAAAACGACCAUUCCUUUAAUGGAGUCGAAUAUCCGCCACAUUAAAGCAUUAGAGGAACGCAUCAGCAAAAUUGCUGAGGAUUACAAUUCCCGAGGUUGCCAAAGUGAAAUAACUCCAUUACAAACACGAUAUAUGAGAGACUUACCAAAUAGUCCGCAAAUAAAAAAGAUACUUAAUAUUUGA
This is a messenger RNA of Funneliformis geosporum, 1560 nucleotides long. Lineage: Eukaryota; Fungi; Glomeromycota; Glomeromycetes; Glomerales; Glomeraceae. The record is from the annotation of a GenBank genome assembly.